UGAACAUCACCAUCGCCCCGACAGCAACACCACGCCGCUGCUACCUGACGAAACUCGCCGCUGCACUCUGCACGCUAUCGAACCCACCAUUAUUCUCCAGGCGAGCACCGGCAUGGGCGGGGCACAGAGCUCGGAAUCCACGGGCACGCCUUUUGUCCCAACCAAGAUCCUGAGCGUCAAGGACACCAUCCUCGUGGACAUGAUGAACGGGCCAGAUAACAGCAAGGUGGUUAGCUACUGCGUCACCGAUCCCGAUUUGGAGGACAACCCAAUCAUUUUCUGCAGCGACGGUUUCGCGGAGUUCACGGGCUAUGCAAAGGAGGAGGUCGAGGGAAGAAACUGCCGCUUCCUACAGGGGGCAAAGACGGACCCGGGGGAUAUCGCCAAGAUCCGAGAAGCCGUCAAGCAAAACAAGGAGGCAUGCUUGUGUCUCCUCAACUACAAGAAGGAUGGCUCCACCUUCCACAACCAGUUCUUUUUGACCCCCUUGUUUGACGAAGCGGGGACGCUAGCCUAUUUCCUGGGAAUCCAAGUGCAAGUGAAGACAGCGUCGGAUGGACAGGAGCCCGAGAACCCGGGCUGGAUCUACACGAUGGGGCUCCACGCAUGACGGCGUUGAUAAGAUUGGUGUGAUCUGUACCUAUUAUCAUCGAUGGCCGUGAC
Ectocarpus siliculosus is the source of this 663-nucleotide messenger RNA. The record is from the annotation of a GenBank genome assembly. NCBI's taxonomy places the organism in Eukaryota, Phaeophyceae, Ectocarpales, Ectocarpaceae.